This is a messenger RNA of Drepanopeziza brunnea f. sp. 'multigermtubi' MB_m1, 1059 nucleotides long. RefSeq lists its product as uncharacterized. The record is from RefSeq and is a predicted model, not a curated record. Lineage: Eukaryota; Fungi; Ascomycota; Leotiomycetes; Helotiales; Drepanopezizaceae.
AUGGCGAUUUCCUGGGGAACAAUCAAGUCACUCCUCCUCUUCUUCGGACCCAUCCUUCUCCCCAAAGCAAUUGCCUACUACCGCUCUGUGCGAGCCUCCCCCUCCAUCCAUGGCAUAUCCAUUCGACCUGUCCCUUGCAACGUCUUCCGGGCACUGACCAUCCUCUUUGCGAUAUCCCUCGUCUUCCUCGUGAGGACGCUCCCGAUUUUCGCCCCCGAGAAUAUCUUUACGCUCACGCAAUCGCGCCUCCAGAUUCCCACUGAUGUCCUUUUCACCCGCCUAUCCGCCUUACGACCCACAGGACUUACACCCACCGACAAUCUACUGCGUGGGAGACUGAAUAGUCUGGACUCCCGCCUUCUGUACCUCCAACUCGGACCCGAUGUGCUCACCGAAUGCUCAUUCUGUAACGCAGAAGACCCCAAGUCUUACCUCUACUACGCUCUCCCUAGCAUCCUCACCCCGCACAUCCUCAACUUGAUUGUCCUCGCGCUCGUCACCUCAGGUCUCUUCAUAGGCAAAGAAGGCGCCGUGUGGCGCACCACCGCCACCGUCGGCGCCGCCUCGUUAGCGGUGCUCGAAAUCUACCUCGUAGCAGUCUAUCACAGUCAAAGCAACGCGCGCGCAACCCGACUCGAAGACCUCGAGUUCUUCUUCUGGAAGAUGCGCGUCUACCGGGGUGUGGCGAUCGCAGGUCUCGACGCCGUAGUCGGAUGGAUGCUCUACCUCUCAAGCACGAACCGCGCGUUCGUGCUCCCACCUUCCGCACCUGAGCGGCUCGAGCACUCGAUGAAGAUCCUCGAGGCCGCGAGGGCGAAGCUGAAUGCGAUGGGCAUUCUGCGGAAUACGAUACUGCGUGAUGACGGGUUGCGAGAUCGGAAUGUGCAGUACUGGAUAAGGGAGAGCCAGGUGAUGGGCAGUGUGAUGGAGGAGAGGAGUGUGAUUGAAGGGGUCAAUAAUGCGUUGGAGAACCGCAUCGAUGUGGCGAGGAUUACGGCAGAUGCUGAUGGCUAUGUGAGGGGUAUUUUUGCGUCUCUGCAGGGAAAUGGUGCUACAUAG